AGAAAGAGGCACUCUCGUGCUCCGGGCUCAGAGGAGGAGGAAGUAGAAUUGCUGAGCUAAUGCAAGGGCGAGGCUGGGAGUUGGGAGGCUUCUGCUGCUACCAUCGCUGCAGCUAUGGAGGAAUUUCAUCCCCGUAACGAUGAGGUGAUCUUUAACACUGAAGAAGCCUACAAUAUUAUUAAAGAUUGCAUAGAAAGUGUUCUAGGCAAAGCAGAUUAUAACCCUGACAGUGUGAAUAAAUGGAUUGCCGCUAUAAUAGAACGGUCUCUAGCAAAUCUGGUAAAACUGGGAAAAACAUAUAAGUAUAUUGUGACCUGUGCUGUGAUGCAGAAGUGUGGGGCUGGUCUGCAUACUGCAAGCUCAUGUUUUUGGGAUACUACAACUGAUGGUACUUGCACAGUCAGAUGGGAAAACAGAACGAUGAAUUGUGUGGUCAGUGUCUUUGCUGUGGCCAUAAUCUUGUAGCAAAGAUUAAAGAUUGUAAUCUGGAUAAAAAAAGUUAUUCCAAAGCCUUUUAAAUUAGAAACUAUCAAAUAUCAGAAUGUACUGUAAGAAUUAUUAAGUAGAUAUUAAUUCUGAGAAAAAGAAGUAGGAAAUGUGAUUUUUAAAAAUGUUUCUGCAAAAAUGUUUAUAUUAUUCUGAAGCCUUUUUUUCUGUCAGUUGGGAGAUUGCUGUAUUUAAAAGACAAAAAUAUGCUACAAUUGUUUUAUGUUUCUGUCCUACAAAAAGGAAAUAAUACAAUUAAUCAAAAACAAAAAAUGCUGUAUUAUCACCAAUACUUCGCAAAUAGGAAAUUAGGACAAAUACUCAGAGAAUAAAUUAUUUAUAAUAUAUAA
Messenger RNA from Pantherophis guttatus, 836 nucleotides. RefSeq names its product dynein light chain Tctex-type 3 (gene DYNLT3). The record is from RefSeq and is a predicted model, not a curated record. Gene Ontology annotation, molecular function: dynein intermediate chain binding. Gene Ontology annotation, biological process: microtubule-based movement. Gene Ontology annotation, cellular component: cytoplasm; cytoplasmic dynein complex. Lineage: Eukaryota; Metazoa; Chordata; Lepidosauria; Squamata; Colubridae.